This is a messenger RNA of Folsomia candida, 1787 nucleotides long. RefSeq lists its product as uncharacterized. Lineage: Eukaryota; Metazoa; Arthropoda; Collembola; Entomobryomorpha; Isotomidae. The record is from RefSeq and is a predicted model, not a curated record. Bases 561 to 1262 code for a protein of 233 amino acids. The transcript is spliced from 3 exons.
GAUACUGAAGAAAACUGUGAUUGGAUUUCUCGUGUAGAACUCAACAUAGCAGAAGUCAUAACAGCAAUAAAUGACAAAAGAACGAAAAUGUCGGACGCUCGAAUCAUAGUGGGUGGAAACGGACCACAAUGUUAUAUUGCGGAGAUGCUGAGGGGUGGGGUCCUUCAUACCAGAUCAGGUCCUGGUCGAAUCGUUGCCUCAGGUCAGUACAUUGUUCAGAAGGCGAAGGCAGAGUUGUCCAAAGUUGGGAACGUUCCGGCCGGCUGCAUCUCCCGAAUUCACGCGUGGGGCUGGCCAGGCGAGACUGGGGCAUACAUCGAGGUCAAAGACGCUGUGCUGAAAGGAGCCGAAAUCGCAGUUAGAGGACCAGGCGUUGAAAUCCCGUUGGUGGAAGUUGCCACUAAUUCGGACUACAUUUUCACCAAGUUUUCUAAAGAGUUUUUACGACUUCAGGUAUAAAAAUGUUUGCAUGAAGUUUGUCCGUUACCGAUAAAGUUUCUCUAUUGCGUUAACAGAGGAAAUCGCUGAAACACACCUUUCCCCGACCAACCCAGUACCACAUGCCUCUUGCAGAAAGCAUUUUGAACACGGUGCACGUUUGGUUGUCGAGUGAAUCCAUGUUGGUCCCCCCACCCACCAGCCCGCCCCACAACCAUGCCUCCCCGACCAACAACCAGUUUCCAGACUCCACUGGAGGGGGGCCCACUAAUCGACCCACGUCGCCCUUCCGACCGUACUCCCCUCCUUACAGUAUUGCCCCGAUUUUAAACGUGGGUGUGCCAACCCCAGCAGGGUCCACCUUCCCCGAGGGCACAUUCAUGGUUCAACCGUCCGUAUGCAUCAGUGGGCGAUGGCAACCGGUCGGCCUUAUCUCGGAGGGGACACAUGAGACAGUGGUCGCAGAAGUUAACAAACUCUGGGCCGAGAGGGAGGAACUUAUCUACCGAGAUAAGAACGUGGCUCCAACCAUCUUCCCAGAUUUCGAAGAGUUGACUCGACCUCGGACUCCUACGGAGAGCAAUAAAGCCAAAAAAGUGACAGGAGAUGGUGAAGAAGAACCUGAAGAUGACGAAGAGGAAGAAGGCGAGGAAUCUCAGGUUUUUGAAUCCGACCAGCUCCCCAAAGAACAGACCACCAAUUAUGAUACCACUCCAGUUUAUCCAAACGGAGGUGAUCCCAACGGACAGCAAGCAGAAGAACAACAAGAACAACAACAAGGCUACUAUGAUGAGAAUGGGCAAUGGGUGCCCACAAAUAACUAGGCUGCCUCUCUCUGGUUAUACAAAUGUACAUAAUGGUGGGCUUCCCCCUCAAACCUAAUUGAAUUUACUGACAAGAUCAUUCUUUUCCCCGUUUUCUCCAGAGACAUAAAUCACCCCGAGUGUAUUCAUCUUCGCCUUUAAUCUUUCAUUCUGCAAUAAAAAUGCGUACAUAACCGUUUGACUAGGGAGGAGGCACAUUCUCGACUAUAAUGCAGCAGCACCUUAUUACCAAAAGCAGUAUAGAUAGUUACAAGAUCAACCCUAUGACUUCCUCCAUGGGAAACUAAUUAAAAAGUGAUUUAUCUAUACGUGAUCCCAGUUCACUUUCUUGGCUUCUACAUAAGUAACUAAAUAUGUACAAUGGACGAUGAAAAAGUGGAACCCUAUCUCACUCACUCACAGAGACUUACAGACUAUUAUCCACGUUGUAAUUUAAAGCAGCUUCGAGGAGAAAAACUGAGGUCUAAGGUUAAACCAGCCACUUUUUUUGAAACACGAGACUUCUAGUCUCUCCACAAGCCAGGU